Caenorhabditis sp. 36 PRJEB53466 is the source of this 533-nucleotide messenger RNA. The record is from the annotation of a GenBank genome assembly. Lineage: Eukaryota; Metazoa; Nematoda; Chromadorea; Rhabditida; Rhabditidae.
AUGUGGGUUUUCGUAAAGUCGUUGCAUCCGAUGGAGGAAAUCAACGAAGUGAUCAAUAAUACUCGGCCCGAGUUGAUUGGCUCCAACUGGACGUACUACGCAGUCAUAGAGCUCUAUUCCCCAUCACAAAUAGGUAUUCUUAGUUGGAAGUAAAGUCUAAUGCUUGAAGCUCACACUUUUUCAGUCUUCAACUUUCUAUCGGUCUGGCUCACCUGGAUCGUGCUCACGGUGGAAGAUCAGCAGCCAUCUGAAUACGUUCAUGUUUUCCAGCAACUCGAAACAACUUCACAAAUCUGUAAUCUAUGUGAGCCCCGGACCCUCUUCAACUUGAUCAUUAUUCCUUUGUUUCAGGUGCUCUAUGCUCAGACAUUAGGCCCAAUUCUGAGCGCGUCGGCGGCUGUCUUCUAUGCGACAGUCCGAGAGUACAACUCGUCCAACAUUUAUCUAUUCGAAAAUCUUAUGGUGCUUCCCAUCGUACUAAUGAGUUUUGUGAAUCCGAUCGUCACUAUUGUGUUCAUAGUUCCAUAUCGUAA